AUGAGUAGCACUGAACUUAGCAGACAAGGCUCUCUAAAGUGUUGUAGGCACGAAAAACGGGUAGCGGACGAGAAAAUGAAAAAAUAUGGGAACGCCCACCCCUCGAUGGAAUUCUUGCCAAUAUGUAUCGAGGUUCUCGGCCCGAUGGACCCCAACACCCUUAAAUUUCUUAAGGCAAUAUGUAAAAUGAUCAGCGUCAGAUCAGGCAACAGCAGGGAACUGUUUUUCGCAACCAACCACAUUUCGUGCUUGUUGCAGCGGUUCCUGCGUGUCUGUGUGCUUGAAAAUAUCCAACUGAAUGCCGACAUGUGCAAUUAA
Molecule: messenger RNA, 318 nt
Organism: Helobdella robusta
Lineage: Eukaryota; Metazoa; Annelida; Clitellata; Rhynchobdellida; Glossiphoniidae
Exons: 2
Coding region: 1-318 (105 amino acids)
Source: RefSeq, a predicted model, not a curated record